UUCGAACUAGCUUGAUGACUGUGCCCUGCUUCCAUCUAUAGUGAAAACACACAGCUUGAGAUCAGGACUAAUGGAGACAACAGAAGUUUGUGAGAUUGAUGUGGCGACCAGAAGAAUAGUGGGAGGCAGUGAUUCUCCGCCAGAGCUGGACAGCCCGUGUCAGGAGGAGGGGAGUGCGUUUGAUUUGGGGCUGUGCUGUGCUGAGGAGGAGAGGGGAGAAACUCCAGGCAGAGAGGACAGUCCCAGUGAUCUGGGGGAGGUAGAGCUUGAUCCUGGAGGAGACCACAAGACUGGAGAGGACAAGGCUUUUGGGAAGGAGGUCGUUCUGUUGAUGCAGGCCCUGAACUCCCUCGCCACUCCUGAGGAGAAACUCGCUGCUUUGUGCAAGAAGUAUGCCGACCUGCUUGAGGAGAGCCGCUGCAUGCAGAAGCGGUUGAAGGCCUUGCAGAAGAAGCAGUCUCAGAUUGUGAAGGAGAAGAUCCACCUGCAGGGGGAGCACAGUAAAGCCAUCCUAGCCCGCAGCAAGCUGGAGAGCCUCUGUAGGGAGCUGCAGAGGCACAACAAGACGCUGAAGGAGGAGAACGCGCAGCGGUCCAGGGAGUACGAGGAACAGCGGAAGGAGGCCAUGCUGCACUUCCAGAUGACCUUAAGUGAUAUUGAGGUGCAGAUGGAGCAGCACAGCUCCCACAACACCAAGCUGAGGCAGGAGAAUAUGGAGCUGGCUGAGAAGCUCAAGAAGCUCAUAGAGCAGUAUGAGCUCAGAGAGGAGCACAUAGACAAGGUGUUCAAGCACAAGGAGCUGCAGCAGCAGCUGAUGGACGCCAAGCUGCAGAGAAUCACAGAGAUGAUGAAAGAAGUGGAGGACAAGCAGCAGAGAGAGCGCGACUUUCUGCUGAAGGACGCCACAGAGUCCAGACGCAAGUGUGAGCUGAUGAAGGAGCAGGAGAAUCAGCUCAAACAGCAGCUCUCCCUGUACAUGGACAAGUUUGAGGAGUUCCAGAGCACUCUGGCUAAAAGCAACGAGGUCUUCACCACUUUCAGACAGGAGAUGGAAAAGAUGACCAAGAAGAUCAAGAAGCUGGAGAAGGAAACGACUCAGUGGAAGACCAAGUGGGAGAGUAACAACCAGGCCCUGCUGCAGAUGGCUGAGGAGAAAACACUGCGUGAUGGCCACUUCAAGGCCCUGCAGGGGAAGCUGGAGCUGCUGGAGCGGCUGUGCAGAGCUCUGCAGAAGGAGAGGAACGACCUCAACAACCGACUCAGCCUCCUGCAGGAGCAGGAAGACAAAGGGACCACAGCUCCUCCUGAGGCUGAACAACAGGAGGAGGAGGAAGAGGAAGAGGAAGAGGAAGAAGAAGAAGGCAGCAGCUCAGCACAGGGCGACAGGCAGGAGGCAGAGGGCAUCCACCAAGCUCCAAGACCACCUGAAGUGGAUUCUUCUACCAACAAAACCACUACUGCUACGAUGAUGAUGACAAGCAGCCAGAUGACCACACAGCAGGACUGAGUGUGUGUGUGUGUGUGUGUAUGUGUGUGUGUGUGUGUGUGUGUGUGUGUGUGUGUGUGUGUGUGUGUGUGUGUGUGUGUGUGUGUGUGUGUGUGUGUGUUUGUGUGUUUGUGUGUGUGUGAUGAAAAUAUGACUAUCAAAGGUCCUGAAGUCUGCCCACGUUUUGAUUGGUUUUAAUGAUUGGCUUUGUGACGAGCACUUCGUACUCCCUUUUCUACCACAACUGUAUUUUCAUAGGAAAUGUCCAAGCAGUUCAAAGUCAGAUUGCCCAUUUAUUUCUCUCUUUUCAAGAACCCUCCCUGUAGUUUCACUCAUCAUCAUGGGAGUGUAUCACAUGCAUCUUCUCAUCAGUUAAUUUGUGUUAAUGAAGCCUCAGUCACAACGUGAUGUGAGAGCUGAGGAGCUGCAACAGGAAGUAGGACGUAGUUUAGGCUACAGUAUCUCUACAGAAUCUGUGUUGGUCAGUGGAUAUUCAAUUGAUCAUAAAUUUUAACAUCGAUAUGUUUUUAUUUAAUUUGAGUCGAAGCAAAAUGAUUCCUAAAACAGGUGAUGCUGGUUAGAAGGUGCAGAACAAGUGAAAACCUUCCACUCUGUUUCUCAGAUGCUUCAGUGCACUGCUCACUGCACUCCUCUAGUCAUCUAUCUGGUUUUGGAAAAAUCCCAGCAUCACGCAAACUUAAGAAAUUGAUCCAUAAAAUGAAAGAUUUGUUAUUUUAUGGGUUGCUGACGACUAACAUGAUGAUACUCAGUGAAUGUAAAGUGCUAAAUGUGUCGCUUGAUUUAAAUCUUCAGUUCAGCAUUUUCUUUUUUUGAUUUUCACAACACGGUCGACAGACAGGAGCCUUUGUCCACUCACUAAUGAUUUCAUGUAAAUUAUGACAAUUUAUUACAUCAGAGGAACAGGCCUCAUCCUUUUUGAAACUUUACACUGGAAGAAAAGUGUGAAUUUCUUUUCUAAUGCAUUUGAAUAAAAAGAUGUUGAUUUCCAGCAGUGAUGCAAAUUAAUAGGAGCUCUUUCAGGAGCUGCUGUUCUGGUUCAUGAGUAGAAUCCUGAUGUGGUGACUGUAGGAAGUCUGUCAAGAUGGGGGUCAUAUCAGAUUCUGGAUCUUGCUUUAUACUGUGGGAUUGUGUCUCUGCUUUGUGUUUGAUGCAUAGCUCACACUCUUACAUCCUCUCUGCUCAUGUUCGUCUUUGAUUUUAUUGGGACCACAUUGUCAAAUCAAACCUCACCCGCUCCAUUACACAGGUCACUUAUAGUUCCAAUAUCCUGAACAUAGCACCUGAUUCCAUGGUGGUCUGCUCACACCUUGAUUGGCUGGGUAUAAAACACUGGAGUGAGCCGAGAUCAGCAUUUUUUAUAACUCUGUUUUCCAUUUGCUUUGAGAUCAUGUGUUGGCUAAGAGCUUUGUUUAACCUGUUCUAGAGUCAUCUCUCUGUCCUGUCUGAACACACUAUAUUGUAGCAUCAAUGAGCGUUAAAGGGGUAGUGACAAAUAACUUUCCUUAAACAUGUACAUAGACCUUCCCCUGACCUUUCUAAUGUCCUGCUCCUUCUGUGUUUAUCUCCACAUGACAAGGACUUAAAAACAAACAGGUAGAGGGUCAGGCAGAGAACAGUUCCUGUCACACUCUGAGAUGGGCAAAUGCUUUUCAGCGUCUCUUAACUGUU
Messenger RNA from Seriola dumerili (greater amberjack), 3175 nucleotides. It is a transcript of the gene txlng, whose product is annotated as gamma-taxilin-like. The transcript is spliced from 11 exons. Bases 71 to 1507 code for a protein of 478 amino acids. Gene Ontology annotation, biological process: regulation of cell cycle. NCBI's taxonomy places the organism in Eukaryota, Metazoa, Chordata, Actinopteri, Carangiformes, Carangidae. The record is from RefSeq and is a predicted model, not a curated record. Gene Ontology annotation, molecular function: syntaxin binding.